Octopus bimaculoides (California two-spot octopus) is the source of this 1209-nucleotide messenger RNA. Its product is annotated as deoxyribonuclease TATDN1. Gene Ontology annotation, cellular component: cytosol. The record is from RefSeq and is a predicted model, not a curated record. Gene Ontology annotation, molecular function: 3'-5'-DNA exonuclease activity. Lineage: Eukaryota; Metazoa; Mollusca; Cephalopoda; Octopoda; Octopodidae.
AUUAGAUAUUUCCUUCAACUUCGUUAAAACUUCCGACAACAACAGCCUGUUGUGUGUGUGUGUUUGAUUGUAUGAAACACUGAGAGAUCAUGUGUGUGAAAACGUGUUUGUUUCCUUUAACAUAUAUUGGAGCAAACUUAACAGAUCCGAUGUAUGAAGGAUGCUACCAUGGUUCCAAAAAACAUGAAGGUGACUUAGAUGAGGUGCUAAAAAGAGCUUUUAAUCAAGGACUUGAAAAGAUUAUGGUAACAGGGGGAAACCUUGAAGAAUCUCAAAAGGGCCUGGAAUUGGCCAAGACACAUGAACGUUUGUUCAGCACUGCUGGAUGUCAUCCCACAAGAUGUGGGGAGUUUGAAGAAUCUGGUGACCCUGAGAAAUACAUCAAGGAUUUAACGACCCUUAUCUUGUCCAACAAGGACAAAAUUGUGGCUGUUGGGGAAUGUGGCUUAGAUUACGAUCGUCUGAAUUUCUGUCCAAAAGACAUUCAACUGAAGUACUUUGAGAAACAGUUUGCCAUUGCCGAAGAGGUAAAGUUACCAAUGUUUCUACAUUCCAGAAACUGUUCUGAUGAUUUUUUGGACAUCAUAAAAAGAAACAAACACCGCAUUACAGGAGCAGUGGUUCAUUCUUUCACAGGAAGCAAAGAAGAAGCUGCAGCUUUGAUAGAAGAAGGUCUUUAUAUUGGCAUCAAUGGAUGUUCUUUGAAGACCCAAGAAAAUAUUGAUGCCAUGUGUUCCAUACCACUGGAAAGAAUGAUGAUAGAAACAGAUGCUCCAUGGUGUGAGAUUCGGCCGACCCAUGCUGGAGCAAAAUUCAUUAAGACAACUUUCCCAACAAAGAAGAAAGAGAAAUGGGAGAAAGGAUUUUGUGUGAAAAGUCGAAAUGAACCUGCAAAUAUUAUCCAAGUUCUUGAAGUGGUAACAACAGCUCGGUCCGAAGACAUUAACACUGUUGCAGAAACAGUUUAUAGGAAUACAAUGGAAAUGUUCUUCAAAGAAUCCUGAUUACAUGAACCACUCUCUCUAUUUUAUAUAUAUAUAAAACGUACAGUUUAAUCCUUGCUUAGGACUGUGAUCAGCAAGUUGAGAAGACCGAAUGGGAAACAAACUAGAUUGAAUUGGACUAAAUGUGACCAAGAAAUGUUUCCACAUCCAGUUUAUUAUAACCUAAACCAUUGUCUUUUGCUGAAAAAUAAAUUCUGUUGAUGUU